AUGGCUACCGCUCAGAUUACAGUCAGCCACCCACUGACUACUCCCAAUGUCUACCAGCCAAGUGCAACAGAAUGCCCCAUUAUUUCUCUCCUGGGACCGAACUCUAUGGCGGCCAGCGUCAGGCUAGACGUUAGCGCACCAUUCUCCGCCAUCCGUACCCUCUUCGAUCACCUAUACACUCAUGCAGAUGAUGCUGCCAAGCUCAAUGCAAUCUACCCCCGUCGCGGCAUCCUUAAGACAGCUGCAACUAUUAAGGCCUCCUCAGACCAGAAAUUCACAAUCGACCUCUCUCCAAAGCGUGUCGCUCUGAUCCCAGCCUCUCUGCAGCAGUCGCUAGCUGGACACGGUCUCAAGGACAUUCUUGAUUUCUUCAACACGCUCAGCACGGAAUAUGUUCCAUCGAUACUCUCCUCUCUCAGUAUCAUCGCUGGCGCCGAUCUUACAGCCGUACACAGUACUUACAACAUGAACUUCCGUCUUUGCGACUAUAACCCCGUCACCGCUGCCUCUGGAUCCUUAAAUGGAUGCGGCGCCCACACAGACUACGGCACCUUCACUAUAAUCUUCCAAGACGGUACCCCUGGCCUUGAACUCGAGGAUGCAGAUGCACCUAGUUCGUGGGUCCCUGCUCCGGGCGAUGCCACUGUAAUCCUGACUGGCUGGUGCGCGGUCAUUCUUAGUGGUGGGCGGAUUACUGCAGCUAGACACCGGGUUAGACGUACACCGGGCGUGCGUCGAUUGAGCGCGGUUUUGUUUCUUGCGCCUGACUUGAAUGUGACGCUCAGGCCUCUGGGUGGGAUUAAGCCGACACAGCCUUUUUCUGAGACUAUAAUGCGUGGGGAGAUCGAUACCAAGGUCUUCAAGGAGGUGAUGGGAAAGAGAUGGAGAUAUAGGGAGGGGAACGAGGAAAUGGAGGGCCACGAAGUUGGAACUCAGGAUGAUGAAAUUGCGAAGCUCAUUUGGGCAUGA
Messenger RNA from Aspergillus caelatus, 969 nucleotides. RefSeq lists its product as uncharacterized. NCBI's taxonomy places the organism in Eukaryota, Fungi, Ascomycota, Eurotiomycetes, Eurotiales, Aspergillaceae. The coding region runs from base 1 to 969 and encodes 322 amino acids. The transcript has a single exon. Gene Ontology annotation, molecular function: dioxygenase activity. The record is from RefSeq and is a predicted model, not a curated record.